AUGACACCCAUUAGGCUGGGUAUCAGUCAAGCAAGACCUGAUGAGAAGUUUGAUGACAUGUGCCCUAGCAUAUCACGCAAAGGCACUAUGGAUAACAUUUCCCUGGUUGACACAGACAUGCUCAGCCUGACUAUGAACCUGCUCUACCUGCUGGCCCUGGCUUUUCACCCUGACCUGGCCAUGGGUGGCAGAGCCCAGCGCAAACAAUGGCAGGCUGAGAGCAGUCUGAGACCAUAUCUGGGUAGGGUGGACCCAGUCCUACUAUGUGAGCUUCUGAAGUGUCACAGUCCAAUGGGUUCCUGGUGCCAGGUGGUGCAGGACAACGGAGUCCUCUUCCCAAAGUGUGUGUGUCCUAAGACCUGCCCACGGCAGGGGGCACCAGUGUGCAGUGUUCUGGGAAAGACCUAUGGGAACGAGUGUCUGCUGCAUAGAGAAGCCUGCCGCAAGAGACGUCACAUUGGACUGGCUCAUAAAGGGCCUUGUCUGGUUUCCAAGGCAAACUGUACAGAGGAGGAGUAUGGCCAGUUCCCAUACCGCCUCAUGGACUGGUUCCUCCUAUUGAGUCGCAUGGGAGAGUCCUACGCCCCCUACGCCCCGCCUCAGAGCUGCCUGAGCCACGCCCAGCGCUCCCAACUAGCCCAGCGGAGGUUUGGCCUGCUGGACAAGAACAAGGAUGGAAAGCUGAGCCGGAAAGACCUGAGGAAGCUACGCUACAAAAGAAUGCCUCUAGAGCACUGUGCUACCUCCUUCUUCCAGUCGUGUGACCAUAACAAGAACAGUAAGGUGACCCUGCAUGAAUGGGUGUCCUGUCUGGUGGAUCGCUCAGAGAUCUGGUUCCACAGCUUCAUGUCUAUGAAAAUGGGAUCCGGUAAGCUGUGUCCCAUGAAGACUGACAACCACCUUUGACCUGGAUAUGAACACCUCUCCUAUCGAAUUGUGUAUUUAUUCCUUGUUACUUCUCAUUUUUAUCUCUCUGCAUUGUUGGGAAGGGCCCGUCAGUAAGCAUUUCAAUGUUAGUCUACACCUGUUGUUUAUGAAGCAUGUGACAAAUAACAUUUGAUUUUAUUUUAAUUUGAUUUGUCUACAUGUGCAUCUGUUUAUCAAUGCUAUCGACAUUCUACAAUCAUCAGCAUCAAUUAAUUAUCCACUGCCAGUAUCAUAUUUCCACUACUCCCUCUAACGGUCACACUCAGUACUGCAUUUGUUUUUGAUUAAUGACAUCAUCUGUUUUGAGAAGUCCACUGUAGAUUCGUCUGUGUGGAGAAAUGGCCUGUAAUAAAUGUCUAUGAGGCUUGGCUACCCUCUUAGUGUCUAGAUGGGGAUGGACGGAGGAGAGAGGGGCUCAUUAAGAACCAGGAGGACGUGUUGCAUGGAUCAAGCAUUCAAUUACUGUGUAAGGAGAGAUAGAUGGUGAAAGCCUCACAGAGACAAUGGGAUACUGUGAUGGAGGGAGGAUGGAGGGAAGAGAUAGAAAAGAGAUGAUGUAAGGAAAGGAAGCUUAGUGUGAGAAGCCGUUACCAGGGAAGGGAACAAGGGAUAAUAGGGGGAGACAGGGGAAGAAAGAGGAGUGUGGUAAUGCACUGUAAACGAAGGAGGGAAAUAAGAAAGUGUGUUUAUGGAAGGGGGGGUAAUGCACUGUAUAUGGGGAGUAGAGAUGGCGGUGGGUAAAGUAAUGCAUGAAAAAUGGAUCAGAAAUGAGAGAAAGAACAAAAGGGGGAUGGAAUAGUCUGAGAGAAGUGGGAGAAGAACUGUAACUGAGAAGAGGUUUUAUGUUGUAGGAAUAGUAGCCAUGGCGUAUGAUAUUUGUCAACAGGAAGCAGGAAAUGAAGAAAUAAUGCCCUCUUGUAAGGUCAAAGAGCCAAAUCAUCAGCCCUUACACAGUCCAGUACAUUAUUUUGAGAUAUUUGAUCUGAUGCCUCAGCUUUUCCACAGCUCUCAUUGUGUUUUGUUUCGUCUGUGCGUGUGUGUAUUCUAAAAGUUCAAUAGGGGAUGUGCGUGGCCCGGGGUGGGUUCCUCGGUUCCACUGGUGUCUCUGGAUUAAUUACCCCUCACAUUUUUCUUUGCCGGGAGGAGGAAAGAUAGAGAGAGAUAUUUCAAUAUUCAACAUUAGAUACAGAUGCUUCUCAGACACGGGGCAACAGAGGCUUGAGAUGUGCAAUGUGCCCAGAUAAACCCCCAAAGAAUCAAAACAAGAUUUUUUUCCUGAUGUCUCAGAUUCAUUCUCGUCACUUCUGAUUAAAACGAGACCACUGGAGGCAGUAUCAGAGUUUUAGAAAAGAAGAGAGGAAAAAACAGAUGGUGAGAGGAGCUGUAAAUGAACAGAUAUAGGAGCGUGAUCGGAGAUCAGCCAAUUGAGAGCAGGCUGUAUGAACUAAUGAGUGACCUGCACAUCAAGCUGUUAACACAGUCACCACGGCAAGUGGAAAGGAGCUCUGAAUACAAAUUCCACCCCCCCUUCAAUUGCUCCCCAUCCCAGGGGACUCGCUCCUUUAUCUGUGAAAAUGAAAUGUGUUGUUGGGGCCACCCCUGGAGGUCCCUGCCUCCCUCCCUCUUUGCGUCUUCAUCCCCUACAUUAAUAGAUUCCCACUCAUUACCUCAAGACCUCCUGCCCCACCUCCAACUCCACCACCCCCCAUCCCCCACACCCAGGGGAGGGUAAAACUGAUCCACAGGGCCCCCCUCCUGUCCUGCCCAUUGUCUCUCCCCCCUCUAUACUUAAUCACACUCACCUACAAUCUUCUUCUCCUCUUUCUGUUGUCACAUGUUGGAUGUUGUAUAGCUAGAUCUUUCACAUCCCCCAACCUAACCUUCUCCCCUCCCUGUGGUGAUCUGAUCUGAGAUGGUGAGAUAGUGUAUGUCUC
Messenger RNA from Salvelinus fontinalis (brook trout), 2861 nucleotides. Its product is annotated as SPARC-like. Gene Ontology annotation, biological process: anatomical structure development. The record is from RefSeq and is a predicted model, not a curated record. Gene Ontology annotation, molecular function: protein binding; calcium ion binding; extracellular matrix binding. Lineage: Eukaryota; Metazoa; Chordata; Actinopteri; Salmoniformes; Salmonidae. The transcript is spliced from 9 exons. The coding region runs from base 1 to 906 and encodes 301 amino acids.